GGGAUGUGAGUUGUGUGGUACCGUACCGACUUGUACUAAAAGUAGGAUACCGACACUAUGUCAGUCAUUUACGUGCUCGCAAAGGCAAUCGGAAUAGCAGAGAGAAUCGUAAGAAUACAUACGUUACGAUAUCGGUGAGUACAGUACACCGUUGCUCGCCUGAGAUUGCGAAAAGAGCGACAGACCUUUGCAACAUUGAUUUCAAAAUUUGGGCGACAGUAUGAAAUCUCAAAGGGUUCACCAAGUUCCGGUAGGUCGCGCAGCUCCGAUUCGUCGAACGUUGUCGUACACCGAUUCAGUUGCCAGUCAAUUCACCUCGGCUAGUGAGCCUUUGCUAGGAGAUGAUGACGAGAACGGUUUUCAAUUAUCUCAGUCGUUCAACAACUCUGCUCGUUUCUCUACGUCCAUUUUUGUGGAAAAAGCAACGGAUACAGUACCUUUACUGCGAGCCUCGUAUGGUGAUGAACACUCAAGAAAUUGGGAGACAAUUCUAAAACGCGGCCUACGGUCUGUGACAGAACUUCCUGCUAGAUAUCGCUCUGUUUUCAGUCAGUUUUCUCAUUUUAACACAAUCCAGUCAAGAGUACUAGAUGAUGUUCUCUAUACGGACAAGUCGCUCGUGCUUUCAGCGCCUACUGGAUCUGGCAAGACAGUUGUCUUUGAGCUAGCAAUUAUUCGUUUACUGGCAAGUAUCAACCCAGACGUGGCUGUUCGUUCAAAAAUAGUCUACAUGGCCCCUAUUAAAGCGUUAUGUACAGAGAGACAAGAGGAUUGGACAGCAAAGUUUGGUCCUCUCGGUCUUAAGAGCCAAGAGCUUACCGGAGACAGUGAGAUGGACGAUUAUUUUGAGUUACAAGACGUGAACAUUAUUCUCACAACACCGGAGAAAUGGGAUAGCAUGACUCGACGUUGGAGGGAUAACAAGUCGCUAGUUCAAAUGGUUCGCUUGUUUCUUAUUGAUGAAGUUCACCUUCUUAAUGACGAUUCAAGAGGAGCAACGUUGGAAGCUGUCGUCAGCAGGAUGAAAACUGUCCAUGCUUCUCUAACCACAACAACAGCAACAAAACAGAGAGGUUGUUACCCUGGAAUGAGAUUCUUGGCGAUCUCUGCUACGUGCCCAAACGUAUCUGAUAUUGCUAGUUGGUUGACUGUAGGAGAAGAAGACGCCAUCAGCUGCAGUGUUGAUGACUCAGAGAGACCAGUCAAACUUCGUCAAGUUGUGUUGGCCUAUCCAGACGUGACUUCAGACUUCCGAUUCGACAUGUCAUUGAACUACAAGUUGAAUACUGUAAUACACCAAUAUAGUAACCAAAAGCCAACACUUAUAUUCUGCUCGACCAGGAAGAGUGUUCAACAAGCAGCAACGGUGAUUCUCAAAGAGUCGCGCUUUGCCAUGACCAUCCAACAGCGUCAGAGACUAAGCAGAGCUGCAAAUGCGCUGAGAGACAGCAAACUACGGGAGAUGGUCAUCCAUGGUGUAGCUUUUCAUCAUGCUGGAAUGGAGUUGGCAGAUCGGAGGACUGUAGAAGAAAUCUUUUCUGAAGGAUCUUUACCAGUGCUUCUUGCUACAAGUACACUGGCAAUGGGGGUAAACUUGCCAGCUCAUCUUGUAAUUGUCAAGUCUACGCAAUACUAUGCUGGAGGUGUGUGUCAAGACUAUACCGAGUCUCAAGUACUGCAGAUGAUUGGCAGAGCUGGACGUCCACAGUUUGAUGACACAUCAACUGCUGUUAUUAUGACGAAACGUUCAACGAAGAGCAAAUAUGAGAAUCUACUGAGUGGGACGCAAACUAUUGAAAGCAGUUUGCACAAACAUCUAAUCGAACACUUAAAUGCAGAAAUUGUACUAGAAACAAUAACGGACGUUUCGGUGGCUCUACAGUGGCUCAAAUCAACGUUUCUCUUUAUCAGAAUUCAGAGAAAUCCUAUCUACUACGGUUUGCCGGAGCAUCUAGCAAAGAGUGAAUUGGAGAAGAAGCUCCAAGAUUGGUGCAUGAAAGACUUGAAUUCUCUAAAGAGUUUUGGUCUUGUUGAAAUGAGCGACGGCUUUGAUCUUAAACCAGCAGAACCAGGAAGUGUGAUGGCCCGUUGUUGUGUUGCUUUCGAGUCUAUGAAGAAGUUCAUAAAUGUUGGCACAUCUGAAAACGUUAAUGAUCUGAUCGAAGUGAUCGCUUCUUGCAAGGAACUCGAGGAGGUCCGACUGCGCGUCGGUGACAAGCGUACGCUAAACGCACUAAACAAGAACAAGACCCAGCAAACGAUCAAAUACCCAAUUGACGGAAAAAUAAAGACGACGCAAAUGAAAGUCAAUUGUUUGAUUCAAGCUACGUUUGGAUGUCUGCCGGUGACUGAUUUUAGUCUGUCUCAAGAUGUUGUGAAGAUAUUUCGUUCUGGAUCAAGACUUGCCAGAGCUUUGUGUGAAUGUGUGAUGCUACGAACCGACUGCUAUCGAUCUCUAGUAGCGGCGACAACAUUGGCAACGUGCUGUAGAGCUCGGUUAUGGGAAAACUCUCCAUACGUUGCUAGACAGUUGGAACGCGUAGGAGUGACUAUGGCAACAGCUCUGGUAAACGCUGGGCUAACAACGUUUGAAAAAAUAGCCAAUAGGCAUCCAAGAGAAUUAGAGCUUAUUGUAAAUCGUCACACACCGUUUGGCAACCAGAUUCGAGAUUCAAUCUACUGUCUACCACAGUACGAGCUAAUUGUUGAGCAGAUUCCAAAGUUUAGUUCAGAGAACUCAGAAAUCGUGCUCAAGUUAAAAUUGAGAAAUAGAGAUUACCUCAAAAAGCUUGCAGCUCCACCGAAAACAUUCGCUGUUCUAUUGGUGGGAGAUGCGGACAACAGAAUUGUCUUCAAACAAAUCCUAUCGGACACUGCCUUACUAAGGGAAGAGAUGUGGAGUAAGAGAAUUGAGGUGCAAAGAGCAACGGCUGGCGAUGAAUUAGAUAUGAGGCUCAUCAACAAGGAAUACGUUGGAUUGGAUGUCAACAAAUCGUUUGUUCCUCGUUAUAUCGGACCACGAAGACUGCUGUGCAAUGCUCGGACGACUUCAUCUAGCUUUGAGGUGCCAACUAAGCGAAAAACUAGACAGGGAACGAGUCGACGCGGAGCUCAAAGGGAGAAUGAUAUUGAGAUUAAAGUACCAUUAUCUGAUGUUCCUUCGUCGGUUAGAACACCACAGCAGAAAAGGAAGAAAGCCAACUUAGUUCAGAAUCCAAACGAAAAAAAAUUGUUGCAAACCAAGACACGUGUGGAUCAUAGGAAACGAAGAGGCAUCGAGUCUCAUUUGUGCGACUUGCAAUCAAAAAGUACUUCUAUUCCACAAACACCGUUCAAGAGAUUAAAGAAAUUUGAAUGGCCACAGGAACCGAUUUCCUAUCGUUCUUUAACGUCCACAAAGACGAUAGCUCAGCCCUAUUUCGAUUGCUUGUCUUAUACUCCAAUAACACAACAACAACAUUUGUCACCAAUUUCUGUGUCAGCUUCUUGCAAUAAAGUAGAUGUUACUCAAUCCCUACACCAAUUGCUCAUUCAUCCCACAGACUACGAUUGUGACAACUUCGAUGAUUUUGCUCUGCACUAUGACGAUUCUGAGGAUAUGAAAGACAACAGAAUUGACAAAGAUCCACAGUGGGAUAGUUACACUAGUGAUAUACAACCGUCCUAUCACAUCACUAGACAGAAUGUUACUGACAUUGAUCGUCAAUAUUUUGAGAAACAGAAGAGAUAUGAAAUAUCCUACUUAGAUAAUAUUGAUGAUUUUCUCUCAGAUGACAAUGUCACGUUUGAUAUUGAUGAAGAUGCCAACGUGAGCUUUGACUUUGAGGAGUGGACUGAUGCUGAGGACAGUCAUCUACAGUCACAAAGGAAAAAGCAAUGUUGCAGCCGUCCAGACUGGACUUCGUCUGCUGUUCCUGCUAAAGAGAAAACUUAUAUCUCACAACUGCGUGUACCAAAAUGCGACAGCCACCACCUCCAACGUGAUGCAGAAGCCAGCUCCAGCACACAUCCAAAUCAGGCAAGCUUUGGUAAAGAAAACAUACCCUUACUUCAGCCAUGUAAUUUUGUUGAAAAUAACAAAAAGGAAUCACAAAAUUUGAAAAGUGGGGUCUCGUUCAUUAGCGAAGAAAAACAACAUGUUAUUGAUCAAUCACUCAAAUGCAAAUAUGCUGUGAAGUCUGCAAUGUCAGCAAUGAAACUGUCUGCCAGCAAACCGUUAAGCGGUCCUUCAUACUUUUGUGUUGUUCCAGCAAGAACGGAAGAUGUUGAUGAAUGGGAAGAGUAUGAUGGUUUAUUUGAUGAUAUUUUUGACUAACCAGCUCAUUGAAUGACUAUGACAUGAGUUGUAACUCAUCACACUGAACUAGUGCGUACUGUAGCUAGUAGUCUAGCUAGAGCUCUAGAUACGUACGUACUCUACUGUAGUAGAUCUAUACAACCCUAUAUGAUUUUCUAACAGUAAGCCUGCAGUUAGACUACUUAGCCAUAAACACGA
This is a messenger RNA of Corticium candelabrum, 4495 nucleotides long. Its product is annotated as probable ATP-dependent DNA helicase HFM1. The coding region runs from base 221 to 4315 and encodes 1364 amino acids. Gene Ontology annotation, molecular function: ATP binding; nucleic acid binding. The transcript is spliced from 40 exons. The record is from RefSeq and is a predicted model, not a curated record. NCBI's taxonomy places the organism in Eukaryota, Metazoa, Porifera, Homoscleromorpha, Homosclerophorida, Plakinidae.